Messenger RNA from Acomys russatus (golden spiny mouse), 853 nucleotides. RefSeq names its product achaete-scute family bHLH transcription factor 1 (gene Ascl1). Gene Ontology annotation, biological process: regulation of transcription by RNA polymerase II; developmental process. Lineage: Eukaryota; Metazoa; Chordata; Mammalia; Rodentia; Muridae. The transcript is spliced from 2 exons. Gene Ontology annotation, molecular function: protein dimerization activity; DNA-binding transcription factor activity, RNA polymerase II-specific; RNA polymerase II transcription regulatory region sequence-specific DNA binding. The record is from RefSeq and is a predicted model, not a curated record. The coding region runs from base 6 to 692 and encodes 228 amino acids.
CAGGCAUGGAGAGCUCUGGCAAGAUGGAGAACGGAGCCGGCCAGCAGCCGCAGCCCCCGCAGCCUUUCCUGCCUCCCGCAGCCUGCUUCUUUGCUACAGCAGCAGCCGCGGCGGCGGCAGCGGCAGCAGCUCAGAGCGCGCAGCAGCAACAGCAGCCGCCGCAGCAGGCGCCGCAGCUGAGCCCGGUGGCCGAUGGCCAGCCCUCAGGGGGCGGUCACAAGUCAGCGGCCAAGCAGGUCAAGCGCCAGCGCUCCUCUUCUCCGGAACUGAUGCGUUGCAAGCGCCGGCUCAACUUCAGCGGAUUCGGCUACAGCCUGCCUCAGCAACAGCCGGCCGCCGUGGCGCGUCGCAACGAGCGCGAGCGCAACCGGGUCAAGUUGGUUAACCUGGGUUUUGCAACCCUAAGGGAGCACGUCCCUAAUGGCGCUGCCAACAAAAAAAUGAGCAAGGUGGAGACGCUGCGCUCGGCUGUCGAGUACAUCCGCGCUCUGCAGCAGCUGCUGGAUGAGCACGACGCGGUGAGCGCCGCCUUCCAGGCGGGCGUCCUGUCGCCCACCAUCUCCCCCAACUACUCCAACGACUUGAACUCUAUGGCGGGUUCUCCGGUCUCAUCCUACUCCUCCGAUGAGGGAUCCUACGACCCGCUCAGUCCAGAGGAACAAGAGCUGCUGGACUUUACCAACUGGUUCUGAGGGGCUGCCAAUCCCUACUGGGAAUGGACUUCAGAAGCAGGGAGGCAACAGACCCUGCAUCUUUAGUGUUUCUCGCCAACAACGUUGAACGGGGAGGGGAGGGGCAAGAAAAGAAGAAGAAAAGAAAACAAACAGAACCAGACCACCAACCUCCGGGGCGC